AUGGCUGAUGUUAGAGGAGUAAACUCCACUAAACCUGUUAGAGGAGUAAGCUCUACUAAACCCGUUAGAGGAGUAAACUCCACUAAACCUGUUAGAGGAGUAAGCUCUACUAAACCCGUUAGAGGAGUAAACUCCACUAAACCCAUUAAAGGAGUAAACUCCACUAAACCUGUUAGAGGAGUAAACUCCACUAAACCCAUUAGAGGAGUAAACUCUACUAAACCCGUUAGAGGAGUAAACUCUACUAAACCCGUUAGAGGAGUAAACUCUACUAAACCCGUUAGAGGAGUAAACUUCACUAAACCCGUUAGAGGAGUAAACUCUACUAAACCCGUUAGAGGAGUAAAAUCCACUAAACCCGUUAGAGGAGUAAACUCCACUAAACCUGUUAGAGGAGUAAACUCCACUGAUUGA
Limulus polyphemus (Atlantic horseshoe crab) is the source of this 414-nucleotide messenger RNA. RefSeq lists its product as uncharacterized. The transcript is spliced from 2 exons. The record is from RefSeq and is a predicted model, not a curated record. NCBI's taxonomy places the organism in Eukaryota, Metazoa, Arthropoda, Merostomata, Xiphosura, Limulidae. The coding region runs from base 1 to 414 and encodes 137 amino acids.